This is a messenger RNA of Paramecium pentaurelia, 678 nucleotides long. The record is from the annotation of a GenBank genome assembly. Lineage: Eukaryota; Ciliophora; Oligohymenophorea; Peniculida; Parameciidae.
AUGAAUUAAAAAGUAAAACAUUCUAAAGAUGAGGAUGAUGAUUUCAAUCUUAAUACAUCAAGUGCUGAGCCAUUAGAAUUGGAUGAUUAAUAUACAAAGCCAAAGUCGAUUUGUUGGGGUAGAUGUCACCCCAUGAUGUUUAGGAAAGGCAAUCCUGCUGUUGUUAUUGGACCACAUUGUAAGUGAUAAUAUAAUCUAGGGCCUUUGUUUAUUUGUGCUUUUCUUUUAUUUUUAUUAAUUGGAUGUCUAUUUAUUUUCCUUAGAGUUAAUGAUGAUCCAUUAAUAUUUUAUACUACUCUUUUUGUUGGUAUUAAUCAAUGUGUUAGUUACUUAAUUGUUUCUCUAAUUAACCCUGGAAUUGCAAAUAUAGAGAGAAUUGAUAUUGAAAAGAAUCAAUAAACUAAUCAAAAAACAUGGUAACUUAAAAUUUAUAUGGAAAGGUAUUGUAAAGUGUGUAAAUUGAUUUAACUCAAAGAAACAUAACAUUGUUUAGAUUGUGAUAUUUGUAUUUAAGAAUAUGAUCAUCAUUGUCCUUGGACUGGUAAAUGUAUUGGGAAAGGCAAUAUUAAAUAAUUUUAUUAUUUUAUCUUAAGUACUGUUGUGUUUAUGAUUUUUAACCUUGUUAUAAUUUUGCUAAAACUAAAAGAAUAAGAAUCUAAAACAAAUAAAUAAUAAUGA